AGUGUUAACAUAUUUUCUGUUUUGUUUCUGAAACUCUUAGUGGACCAAAGCAUUGCCAGAAAGGAUGUAGUAUUCCUGCUGGAUGGUUCUGAUGGCACUAGGAAUGGCUUUCCAGCAAUGCGUGACUUUGUUCAAAGAGUGGUAGAGAAACUCACUGUGGAGGAGAACAGAGAUCGAGUCUCUGUGGUCCAGUAUAGCAGAGAAUCAGAGGCCCACUUCUAUCUGAACACUUACACAACAAAGGAAGACGUUGUGGACACCGUACGAGGCCUGAGGCACAAAGGAGGGAGACCCCUCAACACUGGGGCAGCUCUCCAGUAUGUCAGGGACAAUGUCUUUAUUGCCUCCUCCGGAAGUAGGCGCCUUGACGGUGUUCCACAGAUUCUGAUACUGCUGAAUGGUGGAAGGUCCUUUGACAAUGUAGAUACACCAGCGUCUGCUCUCAAGGAGCUUGGUGUCUUGGUGUUUGGAAUUGGAACAAGGAGCUCUGAUAGCAGAGAAUUGCAAAAAAUAUCCUAUGACCCAAGUUAUGCUCUUUCCGUGUCUGAAUUUACUGACCUCCCCAACGUCCAACAGCAGCUUUUUUCUGCUAUGAGCACUGUCAUUGUACAGGUCACAACCAUGACACCAACAGUAAUACCAACAAUACUAGUUGAGAGUCAGGCUCCCAGGAGGGAUGUCGUGUUCUUGCUGGAUGGAUCUGAUGGCACUAGGAGUGGAUUCCCAGCAAUGCGGGACUUUGUUCAAAGAGUAGUGGAGACACUCGGUGUGGAUGAGAACAGAGAUCGCGUGGCUGUGGUCCAGUACAGUAGAGAUCCAGCCGCCCAAUUCUAUCUGAACACAUACACAACAAAAGGAGAGAUUCUAAACACUGUAAGAGGUCUGAGACACAAAGGUGGGAGACCUCUCAACACUGGAGCUGCUCUCCAGUACGUGAGAGACAAUGUCUUUACUGUCUCCUCCGGAAGUCGACGCAUUGAAGGUGUUCCACAGUUACUGAUUCUGCUGAGUGGUGGAAGGUCCUUUGACAAUGUUGACACUCCAGCUUCUGCUCUGAAGGAGCUUGGGGUCUUGAUCUUUGGAAUUGGAACAAGGAGCUCCGAUAGCAGAGAAUUGCAGAGGAUAUCACAUGAUCCCAGUUACGCUCUGUCUGUCUCUGACUUCACUGACCUUCCAAACAUCCAGCAGCAACUUCUGUCCUCGGUGGAGGCAGUUGUUAUUGAGGUUACGCCAGAAUCGACAACAGAUUUAGUUGAUCAUGACACCUCCAGAAAGGAUGUGGUAUUCCUUGUGGAUGGUUCUGAUGGCACAAGGAAUGGAUUCCCAGCAAUGCGUGAUUUUGUUCAGAGAGUAGUGGGGAAACUCAAUGUGGGAGGAGACAAAGACCGCGUUUCUGUUGUCCAGUACGGUAGAGAUCAAGAAGUUCAUUUCUAUCUGAACACAUACACCACAAAGGAGGACAUUCUUGACACUGUCAGAAGUCUGAGGCACAGAGGAGGUAGACCCCUUAACACUGGGGCAGCCCUCCAAUACGUACGGGACAAUGUCUUUACUGCCUCCUCUGGAAGCAGAAGCCAAGAGGGCGUCCCUCAGAUGCUGAUACUGCUGAGUGGGGGAAGGUCCAGUGAUAAUGUUGACAUACCAGCUUCUGCCCUGAAAGAGAGUGGGGUCUUGAUCUUUGGCAUUGGAACCAGAAAUUCCAGCAGAGAGGUUCAAAGGAUUGCCACUGAUCCUAGUUUUUCCCAGUCUGUUUCUGAAUUCUCUGACCUCCCAAGCGUCCAGGAGCAGUUUUUCUCCUCACUCAUAACUGUACAAGUUGAGGCCACACCCAUAACCCCAAGAGUCAUAGUGGACCAAAGCAUUGCCAGAAAGGAUGUAGUAUUCCUGCUGGAUGGUUCUGAUGGCACUAGGAAUGGCUUUCCAGCAAUGCGUGACUUUGUUCAAAGAGUGGUAGAGAAACUCACUGUGGAGGAGAACAGAGAUCGAGUCUCUGUGGUCCAGUAUAGCAGAGAAUCAGAGGCCCACUUCUAUCUGAACACUUACACAACAAAGGAAGACGUUGUGGACACCGUACGAGGCCUGAGGCACAAAGGAGGGAGACCCCUCAACACUGGGGCAGCUCUCCAGUAUGUCAGGGACAAUGUCUUUAUUGCCUCCUCCGGAAGUAGGCGCCUUGAAGGUGUUCCACAGAUUCUGAUACUGCUGAAUGGUGGAAGGUCCUUUGACAAUGUAGAUACACCAGCGUCUGCUCUCAGGGAGCUUGGUGUCUUGGUGUUUGGAAUUGGAACAAGGAGCUCUGAUAGCAGAGAAUUGCAAAAAAUAUCCUAUGACCCAAGUUAUGCUCUUUCCGUGUCUGAAUUUACUGACCUCCCCAACGUCCAACAGCAGCUUUUUUCUGCUAUGAGCACUGUCAUUGUACAGGUCACAACCAUGACACCAACAGUAAUACCAACAAUACUAGUUGAGAGUCAGGCUCCCAGGAGGGAUGUCGUGUUCUUGCUGGAUGGAUCUGAUGGCACUAGGAGUGGAUUCCCAGCAAUGCGGGACUUUGUUCAAAGAGUAGUGGAGACACUCGGUGUGGAUGAGAACAGAGAUCGCGUGGCUGUGGUCCAGUACAGUAGAGAUCCAGCCGCCCAAUUCUAUCUGAACACAUACACAACAAAAGGAGAGAUUCUCAACACUGUAAGAGGUCUGAGACACAAAGGUGGGAGACCUCUUAACACUGGAGCUGCUCUCCAGUAUGUGAGAGACAAUGUCUUUACUGUCUCCUCCGGAAGUCGACGCAUUGAAGGUGUUCCACAGUUACUGAUUCUGCUGAGUGGUGGAAGGUCCUUUGACAAUGUUGACACUCCAGCUUCUGCUCUGAAGGAGCUUGGAGUCUUGAUCUUUGGAAUUGGAACAAGGAGCUCUGAUAGCAGAGAAUUGCAGAGGAUAUCACAUGAUCCCAGUUACGCUCUGUCUGUCUCUGACUUCACUGACCUUCCAAACAUCCAGCAGCAACUUCUGUCCUCGGUGGAGGCAGUUGUUAUUGAGGUUACGCCAGAAUCGACAACAGAUUUAGUUGAUCAUGACACCUCCAGAAAGGAUGUGGUAUUCCUUGUGGAUGGUUCUGAUGGCACAAGGAAUGGAUUCCCAGCAAUGCGUGAUUUUGUUCAGAGAGUAGUGGGGAAACUCAAUGUGGGAGGAGACAAAGACCGCGUUUCUGUUGUCCAGUACGGUAGAGAUCAAGAAGUUCAUUUCUAUCUGAACACAUACACCACAAAGGAGGACAUUCUUGACACUGUCAGAAGUCUGAGGCACAGAGGAGGUAGACCCCUUAACACUGGGGCAGCCCUCCAAUACGUACGGGACAAUGUCUUUACUGCCUCCUCUGGAAGCAGAAGCCAAGAGGGCGUCCCUCAGAUGCUGAUACUGCUGAGUGGGGGAAGGUCCAGUGAUAAUGUUGACAUACCAGCUUCUGCCCUGAAAGAGAGUGGGGUCUUGAUCUUUGGCAUUGGAACCAGAAAUUCCAGCAGAGAGGUUCAAAGGAUUGCCACUGAUCCUAGUUUUUCACAGUCUGUUUCUGAAUUCUCUGACCUCCCCAGCGUCCAGGAGCAGUUUUUCUCCUCACUCAUAACUGUACAGGUUGAGGCCACACCCAUAACCCCAACAGUCAUAGGUAAGAACGGACGCGUUAUCUAG
This is a messenger RNA of Salmo salar (Atlantic salmon), 3681 nucleotides long. NCBI's taxonomy places the organism in Eukaryota, Metazoa, Chordata, Actinopteri, Salmoniformes, Salmonidae. The record is from RefSeq and is a predicted model, not a curated record.